Molecule: messenger RNA, 1860 nt
Organism: Mesocestoides corti
Lineage: Eukaryota; Metazoa; Platyhelminthes; Cestoda; Cyclophyllidea; Mesocestoididae
Source: the annotation of a GenBank genome assembly
AUGCUUGAAGUUCGAGAUUUUCCAAAUGAGUACCUUUGGCGCCGUCUUGAGUCGCUUGUUGAGUGCAUGGUUUCUGAGAGCCAGGGAAUCCCCAUCCGAAAUGUCAAAAACUUUAUGUCUGUGAUACCUAGUGUUUUUUCAGGCAGUGAUGUAGUCCUGUGGUUUAUGGUCCAUGCUGGUGCAGAUGAUGUGUCCGAGGCUGUGCACCUGGCGAGUCGUAUUUCCGCAAUGGGCUACCUCUUCCCCAUAGACGACCACACUAUGGCCGUUAAGAACGACGGCCACACGUAUUACCGCUUCCAGACGCCCUGUCUCUACCCUUCGCGCUCUCCCGAAGCCGACACCGUUGACUACGCGGUGUACCUGUGCAAGCGCACUAUGCAGAACAAGCAUCGUCUUGAACUUGCCGACUUUGAGGCAGAGCGCUUGGCCAGUCUACAGAGCCUAUACUACCACAAGUGGGAGUUUAUUUACAUGCAGGCCGAGGCGGAGAUGAAGGUGGACAGGAAACGCGACAAGUCGGAGCGUGUGGUUCUAGAGUCGCAGGAGGCAGCGUUCUGGGAUGUUCACAGACCUGCGCCAGGCUGUGUGAACACCACAGAGGUGGAUAUGCGUAAGCUCUGUCGCGCCAAGCGGCCCAAGAAGACGGGACUGUGUGCCGGUCGACUCUAUCCCGUGGCAUUCCCCAUCCCCGUCGCCGCCGGACCCGCUGGCGCCCUCCUCUUCUCCGUCCUCGAGGGGCUCUCCCCCGCCGAGCGACUCACUAAACUCCGCGCCUCCACGCACAAACGCAUCAAGGCGUCGAAGGCCAUCGAAACAUUACAGAAUUACUGUGACCAGUACUUCGACUUCGAUAGCCUCCUCUGCUGCGCCAUGACCAGCGUAACUCCAGGACUGUCCGGCGUCGAUGUCGGUGGCGGUGGCGUCGGUGGUGGUGGCGGCGGCGGUGGUGGUAUUGGCGCUGGGAGUGGCUCAGCAAAGGGGGCGUCGGUGCCCGCAGGCGGCGGACCGGGUGCGGGGGCUACGACCGUGCCUCAUCUCCUGCUCCCCAGAAAAACCAGCGCUGGCUUCAGCUCCGCACACAGCGCCGUUGUCAAUCUCGCUCUUGGUCCUAAUCCACCUUCGCUGUCCACCGGUGAGGCUCAGUUGGAUUGGUUUGGCCAGAGCAAUCCCUGGAUCUCCGACAACGCGGCCGCGGCCGAAAACUACUGGGGCUCUGCUCUGGCCUUCGGCGGAGCUGGUGGAGGGGGUGUUGGCAAUGCGUGUGGAGCCCAGGUGGGGGAGUUAUCGAUCCCACGAGUGAAACGGUGGUCCUUCUCUUUCCACGAGCUCCUCAAAGACCCCUUUGGUCGUGCUCGGUUUCAACGAUGGUUGGAGAAGGAAUUCGCUGCAGAAAAUCUCAUGUUCUGGCAGGAGUGCCAGGAUUUGAAGAGCGCGCCUUUGCGUGAGCUGCCAAGCCGGAUACAAUUCAUUUACUCGCAGUACCUCUCCUUGACAGCGCCGGAGCCUGUUAACGUCGAUAGCAAGGUUCGUGAAGCCGUAUUUCGUCGUCUGGGUCUGUUGUUGAACCAGGAGGAAGCGGCGAUGAGUCAGGGAGAUCCCGCCACUGCCGCCAUCACCGGGGAGAACAGCCUUCCGGCUAAAGUCGUUGGUGCGGGGGCCUCGCACAUCGAUCGAUACUGCUUCGAGGAAGCUGAGGAGCAGAUAUUCCAGCUCAUGAAGUCGGACUCGUACUGUCGCUUUCUGCGCUCUGACAUCUACCGCGAGCUCUUUGCCAGCACUCGAAAGAAACAAUCAAAGAAACACCGGGUUGCCGGAGGCGUGGGCAACGCCAGCGCUGUGUUCGCAACCAGCGAUUAG